CCUGUUAGUUCACAUUUCAAAUAGAGCUUGUAUUUAGUCCUCACCCUGACAGCAGCUCUCUGGAGAGCCAGGGACAAGACACUUCACUGAGAACCUGACCAGCAACUUGGUGAGAAGAACCAGCCAGAAUGGAAACCAGACCUCCAAAGAGCCCAGGCAAACAAUUUACAUUUGAUUAUGAAAAUGAAGUCUAUAAACAAGAUUACUUCAUUAAGUCGCCACCUCCUCAGCUUUUCUUCUCCACAGCCUUCUGGAAAAAGCGGCUUUUUAUUCUGUCAAAGAGUGGGGGAAAGGGCCUUAGUCUUUCCUAUUACAAAGACCAUCAACAUCGAGGCUCCAUCAAAAUUGAUGGAAGUGCCAGUGUAGAAGUUGGUAUAAAUAGCCAGGAAAAGAUGCAAUCUGUGCAGAAGAUGUUUAAAUGCCACUGGGAUGAGGUGAUGUCCAUCAGAACCACCAGCAGGGAUUAUUUCCUCAUUGGACAUGACAGGGAGAAGAUUAAAGACUGGGUCUCCUUUAUGUCACCGUUCUGCCAGGGAAUAAAAGGAACUCACCAGAAUACAGAGCAGGAGAAGCCCUCACUGGGUGACAAAAGGCCCACUUCAGACCCCAGUCCUCUCUUUGGCCUCUCCAACCCAUCGGAGGUUAUCUGCUCUGCCUCACCAAGGACCAGUCUUCCAGACAUGUAUUUAAUAGAACAAAGGUCUCCAGACUUCAGGCAAACUCCCCCUCUACAUGAAUUCUUAUCUGAACCUAUUCAAGAUGCAGAAAAAGAGAGCUAUUAUCUCACUCCUCGAAGCAUCCUUUCAGAGUUGGAGAAUAUUGCUGAUUCUAGUAAUUCUGGUGAAUCCAUUGAAUCCAAUAGUCCAGACCGGGUCUUCAAGAGAGUUGAGAGCCAUUACAUGUCAAUGAGAUCCUACCUUUUCAAAGAAAUGCCCUCUACAACUUCUGAUUGCCAAGAGGAAUCCCAGACUCCUCCAGAGACCCAAGAUGGGGGGCUUCACCUGCAAGAAGGCGGCACAGGAAGUGAUCCAUGUCUUUCACCUGCCAAUGCAGAAACAGAGACCACAGAUGAUAAGGGAUCAGCCUCUCUAACUGUUGUGAAAUUGUCUAUAUUACUCAACAACAUCCCUGACAAGAGCCGAGUAGAGAUGCUGAACCUGUUCCUGUCUCCUCCCGAUGCCCUGAAUUAUCUUGCUUUCACCGAAGCCGCAGGGAGGAUAUGUGUGGCUCAGUGGGACGGUCCCCCACGCCUAGGGUGCUUAUUCCACCACGGAGAUCAUGUCCUGGCUGUGAAUGACCUGAAGCCCCAAAGCCUGGAGGAGGUGUCCUUGUUUCUCACCCGAUGCAUCCAGAAGGAGAAAGUAAAACUCUCCAUUGGCCGGAUCCCAAAUUCAGAGAAGUUUCAUGCUGUAUCCUGCACAUGCCCCUUAAAAUACAAGGAGGUUGAGCCUGUCCAACAGGAUAUGCCAGAACUGGAGAGGACACUAAAGAGGAGUCCAGCCAUCAAAAUGAACCAGAAGAAAGCAUCCGGAGAGUAGCCUGCUGUGGGCCCAUCACAGAGUGGGAGGAUGGAGUCUUGGACCAUGCAGGGCCCCAAGCCAGCAUGCUGAAACACUGUACCUGUGUCUUAACAAUGAGGGUUACUGUCCCCUCUUUAGCUGUUGCACUGAAAGGGUCACAUGGGAUAAUGACUAAGGAAUACAAUGAAAACGGAAGGCCUUAUUAUCUGAGACUUUGUCCCAAACACGGCAGACAUCAAUUGGGUAAGUCCCUGGUCUAAUUAAUAGCACUGUGUGCUCCAUGGUCCACACAAUCACCCCUUUGUUAGGGAAGGUCCAGUUCGAACUACUCAUUCUGGGAAGGCAAGAGAGAUGAAAGCCCCCACAGCAUCCCUCCCAAAUACCAAAUACCUCCUGUGACUCAGCAACCUAGGAGCCAGCAGACUGGGCAGAGCCGCCUCUCAGUCUCAGUGCAUCUGCUUUCUGAAAGACACAGUAACUAUUUCAGAACCUCAAGCAGUUGUGAGGUAUAUCCAGCCAAGAUCUGCUUGCUCCACAAGUAAUUAGGAAACUGUUUGGAUGUUCUUAAUUGAUUGGCUUAUUAACGAAUCGAUCCUAUGAAGCCAAAAGAGCCGAAUGCUUUUUCAUAACCAGGAAA
Molecule: messenger RNA, 2157 nt
Organism: Nannospalax galili (Upper Galilee mountains blind mole rat)
Lineage: Eukaryota; Metazoa; Chordata; Mammalia; Rodentia; Spalacidae
Gene: Plekhs1
Product: pleckstrin homology domain containing S1
Exons: 13
Coding region: 129-1538 (469 amino acids)
Source: RefSeq, a predicted model, not a curated record